GCGGGGGAAGAUGGCCGGGGACGAGGCGGCCGGCGCCGCUGCGGGGCCGGGAGCCGGGAACGCCGGCGGCUACGACGGCAAGUGCGUGUUCUGCAGGAUCGCCCGCCGGGAGGAGCCGGGCACAGCGCUGCUCUCCUGCGAGUAUGAAGAUCUCGUUUGUUUUAGAGACAUCAAACCUGAUGCCCCCCACCACUACCUGGUGGUGCCAGUGGAGCAUAUGGAAAACUGCAAAACACUAAAGACAGAACACAUACCUAUAGUGAAGAGAAUGAUGGAAGUUGGAAAAGCUGUCCUCCAGAAAAAUAAUUUUAGCGACUUGAAUGAUAUAAGAAUGGGUUUUCACUGGCCUCCGUUCUGCUCGAUAGCCCACUUGCAUCUUCACGUCCUGGCCCCAGCCAGUCAGCUGGGAUUCUUAUCCAGACUUCUUUACAGAAUCAACUCCUACUGGUUUAUCACAGCUGAACAACUGAUUGAGCGACUGCAAACUGAAAAUGCUGCCAGCUGAAGGCACUCUUAGCCUUGUGUCGCUACCCAAUUUGUUCUUUGUUGUUGAACUCUGAGUUAAGGUUGCACAGUUUGAUGUUGCCAAUAGUAUACCAGGAUUAAAAAAAGCUUUAGUUCCUUAUGAGGAACUACCCACAUAAUUUGUAGCUGCCAGCCUAAUUCUCCCAUUUGGAUACUUCAGUAAGCGUACUUCUCUGACAAUAAGGCAAUGUAUUUUAAUUAUGAUUUUAUAUUUGUAUAUAUAUACACACAUAAUACCCCCACACACAUAUGCUCACAUGCAGAGAACUUUUCCUAGUAAAAGGCAGGGUAUAGCAGCACAAUGUAUUGCAACUAAGCCAACAAGUUAGUACCAACAGCAUGUACCUGGUACCAAAGGAAAUAUUUGUUGCAGAAUCAAGCUUUUAUUUUGAAGAUACAUUGUUCUGAGAUUGCAAGUAACAUUUAAAACAUUUAGUUUCCAUCAGUUUUUGUGUGUUACUUAUGCCUAGUUGUUAGUAGGUAUGUUGCUGAAAGUACACUACUAACUUUCUGGUGCUAAACCACUUCAGUAUAUUACCUGUCUUACCUGCAUGAUAGUGACAUAGUAAACGUUAAUACUAUGCCCGAGAUGUGAUAAUGCUAUAUAACAUAGAAUAUCAUUUAAAUGUAUGUGUAAGUGGUUGUAUGUCAGACUUAAAGAUCAUUUCCCUCUUACAUAGACAAUAUUUGAAAUUAGUUACUGUAUGUUUACAAAAAAUGUGAAGAGUUCAGAGGAACUGAUUUAAUAUACCACUCUUCUGCAUGAUAGUAGAAACAAAAUCCAAAUUUUUAGACGGUUCUGACAUUGUUCUCACUGGAAGUUCCUUGGAGGUUACUAAUGCUUUGGCUAAAUUUGAUCUCUAAAUGAAGUCAUACGAGAAAUGAGUCUUUAGUGCAGUGAGUAUGUGGCACGCUUGCAUAAUAGCAAUGUGAUUUGAAUUUGGGAUAGCAGGGACUCAGCCCAAAAUUGGAACAUGUUGGGUUGCUUAAGGGACCUGCUGAACAUUUGCCAGCGCUGUAUGACUCUAAUCAGUAAUGCUAGCGCUCUGUUUUUCAACACUAUAUUAAGGCAGACUGGAAAGUUAAAACUCCAGAAAACACGGAGUGGAUUUUCUUCAUUCACAGACUGUGUCUCUUGGUGCCUAACUAACCAAGUGUCCUUGGCUGAUGCAUUUAGAUACAGUGGAGGUGAUGAUGGUCUGCUGCACCUGCAAGCUUCCCUGAACAUAAUCUUCUCAGUGUCUUCCACUGACCCAGCACCUGUGUUGCCUUAGUGGUACAACGUAUUGUAGUACUUUACUGUAAGCUACAUGUAAUAAUACUUCAGAGAGUUCACACCCUUCUGAAGAACAGCAUUUCCUACCCAAAAGAGUUACAGCUCUCUCUUCUGUAAGAUCUUGUUCCUAACGUCUUGUUAUUCUUACUAGUGGGCACUCACGUCAUUUGCAGCCCUUCAGGGGUUUAAUUUGUAACAUUAGGAAGGAAGAGUGCGAAUUAAAGCCACUGAACUUUAAUUGCUUCUGUGCAAUAGAUUAGGAGGUUUGAGCUGGCUCCUAGCUGUGUGAAACACUUGAAAAUUAAGAUCUUCCAAGAGUUAAUACUGAGUAUGUGUUCUGAUUUGUAAUUAAUUUAUGUAACUCUACUUAACUGUGACAUGUAAUAUUUAAAGUACCAACAUGAACUGUUGUCAGAAAAGAUUAAUAAAAGAGUAAAUGCUCCUCUUGGAA
Messenger RNA from Falco peregrinus (peregrine falcon), 2252 nucleotides. It is a transcript of the gene HINT3, whose product is annotated as histidine triad nucleotide binding protein 3. Bases 11 to 505 code for a protein of 164 amino acids. The record is from RefSeq and is a predicted model, not a curated record. Gene Ontology annotation, molecular function: catalytic activity. The transcript has 5 exons. NCBI's taxonomy places the organism in Eukaryota, Metazoa, Chordata, Aves, Falconiformes, Falconidae.